CUUAAACAGGAGCAGAAAAAGGUGGAGAAGGAGCUCGCAGCUAAACGACAACAAAAAGAACAACAGGCUAGGAAGGAGGCAGACCCAUCUGCAGCCACUAAGGCAGCAUACACCGUCAAGAUUACCAGCUAUGCAUGGGACCAGUCAGAUAAGUUUGUCAAAAUUUAUCUGGCAUUGAAAGAUGUGCACAAAAUAUCAGCAGAUAAUGUGGAGGUCAAAUUUACAGAACGGUCAUUUUCUGUGCUGGUGAAGGAUCUAGAUGGCAAAAACCACGAAAUGACAGUUCUGAACUUGUUGUAUCCAAUCAAUGAACAGGACAGUUACAAAAAGGUAAACAAAUCAUCUGCUGCUUACUCAGCUUCUUCUCCUCAGUCCAGCGGCCAUGAGAU
Messenger RNA from Neolamprologus brichardi, 389 nucleotides. The record is from RefSeq and is a predicted model, not a curated record. Lineage: Eukaryota; Metazoa; Chordata; Actinopteri; Cichliformes; Cichlidae.